This is a messenger RNA of Sphaeroforma arctica JP610, 179 nucleotides long. RefSeq lists its product as hypothetical. The record is from RefSeq and is a predicted model, not a curated record. The annotation marks the transcript as partial. The transcript is spliced from 2 exons. Lineage: Eukaryota; Ichthyosporea; Ichthyophonida.
GCACACAUAAGUUUGAGGCGACGAUUAAAGAACUGCCCGUGACGUGGCUGCUGUGUGAUGCGUUUAAAACGUACGCUGGUGCUGAACGGUUGAGAGCCAUCCAUUGCGCUGCGAAGAUGGGCUAUCAGCUGCACAUGAGCAGCAUACUCUGCGCACGGGACGGACUCACAUGUAAGUGA